Messenger RNA from Harmonia axyridis, 721 nucleotides. RefSeq names its product lectin subunit alpha-like. The transcript is spliced from 5 exons. Gene Ontology annotation, molecular function: carbohydrate binding. Gene Ontology annotation, cellular component: external side of plasma membrane. Gene Ontology annotation, biological process: biological process involved in interspecies interaction between organisms. Bases 63 to 704 code for a protein of 213 amino acids. The record is from RefSeq and is a predicted model, not a curated record. Lineage: Eukaryota; Metazoa; Arthropoda; Insecta; Coleoptera; Coccinellidae.
GAUACACAUAGCUUAAUAUAGUAGUACCCGUUAAGAAUAAUAUUCAGAUCUCUGAUGUGAAAAUGUUCAAAACAUUCAUUUUGGUUUCGUUAUUUCUCCAUGUCUUCGCUUAUAAUUCUUCUGGAAGAAACUAUACAAAUUCGGCCUUGAAGAUAGGAGUGAGGGUGGUUACAAAGGAUGGUAAUUGCAAUGGUAGCCAACCAAAUUCCAAUAUAUCUUUUCCAAACAGUGGGCAAAUAUCUGCAGGGAAACAGUCGGACUCUCCCAAGAAGAUAAAAUUUUCUGGCAUUCCUUUAGUUGAUCUUGGCGGCCAUUUUUACUAUUUUGAAACAUACUUUAAGGCUAAUUUCUUCAAAGCAAUGCAAUUCUGCAGAGAUCGUGGAAUGAACCUACUGAGUAUUGAAUCUGAAGAUGAAAAUAAAAGAAUUUCAGAAUAUCUUUUAAAACAUGCAAAUGGAAUUGAGGAAUUCUGGACAUCUGGAACAGAUUUAGGAGAAGAAGGGAAAUUUGUGUGGUUAUCCACUGGAAAAUAUUUUACUUUCACCUACUGGAGUUAUCCUCAACCAGAUAAUGCCGGAAAGCUAGGAGAAGAUUGUGUGGAAAUUUGGAAGCUACCAGAUAGAUGGGCUUGGAAUGACAAUAAGUGUACAAUCGAAUUUCAUUUUAUUUGUGAGAUGAAAGAAUGUACUGACUUCUGCUCAUAAUAAAUCAUGAAUUCGAA